This is a messenger RNA of Schizophyllum commune H4-8, 908 nucleotides long. RefSeq lists its product as uncharacterized. The record is from RefSeq and is a predicted model, not a curated record. The transcript has 2 exons. The coding region runs from base 1 to 849 and encodes 282 amino acids. Lineage: Eukaryota; Fungi; Basidiomycota; Agaricomycetes; Agaricales; Schizophyllaceae.
AUGUUGUAUUCGCUCUUGAGAUGCAAGGUCAACGCUGACUUCUUGCCAGACACUGUCGUCUUGAACUACGCCCUCACCCUUGAGCACUUGGAGAACACUUUCUACCAUCAAGCACUCGCAAACUACACGGAAGAGGACUUCACCAACGCCGGCCUGCCUGAGUGGGCCCGCGGCCGCUUCGAGGAGAUUAGCAAGCACGAGCAGAGCCACGUCGACACGCUCACGUCGGUCCUCGGUGACUCCGCCGUGCAAGCAUGCGAGUACAACUUCCCCGUCACCGACCCCAAGUCCUUCGCGGCUUUGAGCCAGGUUCUCGAGGGUGUCGGCACGUCGGCGUACGCUGGCGCAGCCAAAUACUUGCAGGGAACCGACGCUCUUACGGCAGCCGCCGUCAUCCUCUCCACUGAGGCUCGCCACGCCGCAUGGGUCGCAUCCGCCAUCUCGCUCGAGAACCCAUGGAGUGGCGCGUACGAUACCGCUCUCACCUUCAACGAGGUUUACACCCUGGCUAGCGGUUUCAUCGUAUCCUGCCCCUCAUCCAACCCCGCGCUGCCCUUCAAGGCCUUCCCCGCGCUCACCCUCGGCGCGGGCCAGCCCGGCCAGUCCGUCAGCGUCACCUACGCCAACGGCACCGAGACCGAUGGCGACAUGUACAUCGCUUUCUUCAGCGGCCUCGACAAGACCUUCCAGGAGGUCACUGAUGGGUCGGUUACGAUCCCGGAGGGUUUGAAGGGCACGGUCUACGCUGUUGCGACUAACAACGCGACCGCGGCGACGGACGAUACCACCGUUGCAGGCCCGGCGAUCUUGGCCUUCCCCUAUGGCCCGGACGGCGAGCUCUUGAACUAAACUGAGCACUUGUGCGUAGUGUCAACCACUGUAUUUCUAGAAGUUUGAAGGAGGAUAUG